Messenger RNA from Paramuricea clavata, 306 nucleotides. NCBI's taxonomy places the organism in Eukaryota, Metazoa, Cnidaria, Anthozoa, Malacalcyonacea, Plexauridae. The record is from the annotation of a GenBank genome assembly.
AUGGCAGCACAACGUUCACAAUGGCAGCACACCGUUCACGAUGGCAGCACACCGUUCACGAUGGCAGCACAACGUUCACGAUGGCAGCACACCAUUCACGAUGGCAGCACAACGUUCGCAAUGGUAGCAGAACUUUCACAAUGGCAGCACACCGUUCACGAUGGCAGCACAACGUUCACAAUGGCAGCACAACGUUCACGAUGGCAGCACACCGUUCACGAUGGUAGCACAACGUUCACAAUGGCAGCACAAUGCUCCCAUUCCUCCGAUUCCGCAGAGACUUCUGUUGGCUAUGAUUACGAUUAA